AUGAACAACGACGCUCCAUCAUCAUCAUCUCGUCUGUUCAUCUCGUCGUUCGCCUCGCGAGGAAAGAAUACCAGCAGCAGAUGCGUGAGCACGACUUCUCUCGCUCGAAAUACCCAAAAAGAGGGAGAGCGAGAGCAGCAGCAGCAGCCGAAAGGAGAUGACGACGGCGGAAAAAACAACAGCCAAGAAAAAAAAGCAGCAACCGCGGAAGGAGAUGGAGCGACAGGAGGAGGAAAAGAACAAGAAGAAGAACAAAACGAACAAGAACAAAACGAAAUGGCAGAGAAAGACGCUUUAAUCGUCGAAUUAAACGAAAGACAUUUGAGAACAUUAGCGGAUAUGGAAAACUUACGGACGCGAACGCAGAGACAGAACGAAGACGCGAAGAAGUUUGCGGUGCAAGGCUUCGCGAAAGAUUUAUUAGACGUGGCGGAUAAUAUGGACCGAGCGUGCGCGACGGUGACGGAAGAGAUCAUCGCAGAGGCAAAGAACGACGCGGGUAAAUUGGAAACUCUUUUGCGAAGUUUUAAAGAAGGCGUGGAGUUGACGCAAAGACAACUGAGUAGCGGAUUUAAGAAGAACGGAUUGGUAAAAUUCGAUCCAGUGGACGAACCGUUCGAUGCGAACGAGCACAUGGCGUUGUUCAACGUUCCAGUCGGGGAAACGAAAAAAGAGCCCGGGUCAGUUGCUGUGGUAACAAAAGCUGGGUAUAGAUUACACGAUCGAGUAGUGAGAGCGGCGGAGGUGGGCGUGUAUCAGUAA
Messenger RNA from Bathycoccus prasinos, 762 nucleotides. Its product is annotated as GrpE protein. The record is from RefSeq and is a predicted model, not a curated record. Gene Ontology annotation, cellular component: PAM complex, Tim23 associated import motor. Gene Ontology annotation, biological process: protein import into mitochondrial matrix; protein folding. Lineage: Eukaryota; Viridiplantae; Chlorophyta; Mamiellophyceae; Mamiellales; Bathycoccaceae. Gene Ontology annotation, molecular function: protein homodimerization activity; protein-folding chaperone binding; adenyl-nucleotide exchange factor activity. Bases 1 to 762 code for a protein of 253 amino acids. The transcript has a single exon.